Callithrix jacchus (white-tufted-ear marmoset) is the source of this 1706-nucleotide messenger RNA. Its product is annotated as putative serpin A13. The record is from RefSeq and is a predicted model, not a curated record. Lineage: Eukaryota; Metazoa; Chordata; Mammalia; Primates; Cebidae. Gene Ontology annotation, molecular function: serine-type endopeptidase inhibitor activity.
CCGCUGCCACUCCUGGGGCUCUGCGCCAGGUCCUGGGCUGAGUGUGCUCCCUGCAUGAUUGCUUUCAAUUUCUGUAAACUUGUGAUGUGGGGAUUCUUAGCAGCAUCCCACAGAGUGGAAGCCAAGGUCCUGAGAGGCAAAGCCACUUGCCUAAGGUCCCUGGGCUUAUAUGAGCAGAGCCCUGGACUCCUCCCUGUACCAUGAGGCGCCUCCCACCUCUCCCCUCCUCACAAGCUUCCUACCAAGGACCCCAGAGGAUAUGGACACCCCUCAGUGGUGGCCGGUAGUCACUGUGCUCACGGCUGGGGCUCAUUUUGCGGCCCUGGUUGACCAAGAAGCUUCUCAUCUCAUCCAUUUUGGCCCCAAGGAAAGCAGCCCUGGGCCUGCCCUGCCACAAAUCUCUGUGAGCAACAUAGACUUUGCCUUCAACCUCCGCAGACAGUUGGCUUUGAACAACCGUGGAGGGAACAUUCUCUUCUCCUCGGCAAGCAUCUCCCUGGCCUUGGCCAUGCUUUCUCUCGGGGCCCCAGUGGCCAGCAGGACCCAGCUCCUGGAGGGUCUGGGGUUCAAUCUCACUGUGGUAUCUGAGGCAGAGAUCCAGGAGGGCUUCUGGGAUCUGCUGCUCAGGCUCCUGGGGCAGGGUCCCCAGCUCCUCCUGACCACGGCCCAGUGCGGGUUCAGUGGCCUGGGCUCAGGGACCAACCAGAGCCUAGAGGAGGCCCCAAAACACAUUGAUGAAUACAUAGAGAAGCAGACCCAGGGGAAGCUCGGGGCCUGGGAAAAGGACCUCGGCAGUGAAAUGGCAGCGGUUCCGGUGAAUCCCAUACUCCUCAGAGCUGAGUGGACAAAGCCCUUUGACUCAGCUGCCACCAGCCCAAAGGAGGUCUUCGUACACAAGCACAGGACUGUGUGGGUGUCCAUGAUGAAGGAGAAGGCCAGCCACCACUUCCUGCAUGACCCUGAGCUGUGGGGCUCUGUGCUGCAGAUGGACCAUGCUGGGAACACCACCACCUUCUUCAUCUUCCCCAAUAGGGGCAAGGUGAGGCAGCUGAAAGAUACUCUGCUGCCUGAAAUACUGGUUAAGUGGGACAGUCUGCUCAGGACCAGAGAACUCGAUUUCCACUUCCCCAAGUUUUCCAUUUCCAGAACCUACAGACUGGAGGUGGAGCGACAAGAGUGACUGUGGGUGGAGGCUUCCCCGGGCAGCUGGACUGAGCAUCUCUAAAGUCACUCAUAAGGCCAUGAUGACUUUGGAUAAGAAGGGCUCUGAAGCUGCUGCAGCCACCAGAGUCCAGCUCACCACAGGGCCUCGCCCAGACCUUGACCUCCCACCCUCUUCAGGCACUGAGUUCAAUCGGCCCUUCCUAAUGAUGACUUUCCACAUGGAAAUGGGAAGCAUGCUUUUUCUGGGGAAGAUUGUCAAGCCACUGGGAUAAUGCUCUUUCCGACAUGCUGGGCGACUCAAAGGGAAGAGAAUGGCCUACACAACAGGGAACUUCUAUUGCAGGCUCAAGUUUAAUGAGAAGUUACAUAUACCUGGGUUUUUUGCUUGGUUUUCACAGGAACCUAUGGGGAUGAGGAUAGUAACAUUGAACAGGGCUGUUCUGCACACAGUUAGCAGCUACCACUGAGCAAACACCUACUGGGCAGCAAAUGCUUUCUAUCUCUUAUCUCACUUUAAAAUGAAUAACCACAACAAUCCAACA